AUGGCCGGGGUGCAGAGCAACAUUCGGUCCUUCAUUGCGCCGAUCAAAGGAUCUGGUCGAACCGCCCCGGCAUUGCUCGAGGAUUUAACACUCUACGAACCAUGGCGAGACUCCGAAGACCUUCCGAACCUGCUGGCUGAUUCGCCUCUCAAGUUCAGUCAAGCACCCUAUCUGGCAGACUUCCUACCUCUUGAGAGCUGCAGGCAUAAAUUUGGUUUGAAGCCGAGACAAUCUGAUCCCCCUGCAUUGGAUGAGAAACCCGGGCCACAGACAAUAUGGACUGUCGCAGCAUUCUGUCAGGUUUGCCGCGUCCAUCUUCACGUCAAGGUCGAUUACACCAUCAGAUUCGAUGACGGUCCCUGCCCAACUGUCGAGCAUCCUCUGCAUCACCUGGUGAGGUCAGACUUUCAAGAGCCGUUGGAGAGGAAUGCGUGGCUGCGCAAGAAUCCGAACUCUCAAGAUGAGAUAUACACCUACAAAUGCUCUUCCCCUACCUGUUCGGCCGUCGUUACCGUACGAUAUAGCCCCCCGGUCCUGCGCCCCAGCGACAUCCACACGCUGAUCGAUCCCGCGCUGCUUCGCCAGAGAACAGAAGAUGCUUUCCGGGAGCGGGAAGGCCAUACGGAGGGGAUGCGACACCCAGGGCCAAUGGAUGUCCUGUUGGAUCUUCGAGCAUAUCUGAGAAACUCCUGGCGUGCAAGAGACGAUGCAAAGUACAGGUCAAUCAAUCUCUCAAACCGGAGAUUCAUUGUCCGAUUUGGACCAGAGGGAAAUGCUUGCAAGGAGGUCCUGGAGCAUCUCGGCUUCCAGCUUGUGCCUGGGGAUUGCUGGAUGGUCCCAGAACCCAAUUUCGAAGAAAAUCUACCAUACCAGAGUCCCGUCAAUAUCUGGCUAGACAAUGCCGAGCACGAGUUGACUGCUCUCCUUCUAUCGCGUCCCUACGAAGAGCGGCAGCAAUUGCAAGAUGUCACCCCUCCUCUUCCUGCCGAAAGGGAGCUUUCACGGGCCCUUGGGUGUCAGGACUGUGCGUCGCCUACCUGCAUCUGCGCAUACCCUUUCCUUUACCUCGCGAGGCAGGCUAACGUGGAGGUAGUCCUUUCACUGCGCUCGGUUGCCCUAUGGAUUUGUCGGACCAACUCGUCGCCAAAGCCUACCACUGGCAAGUGCAAGCAGAUCGCCAAAAUUCACACGUCUACCUCAGUAACCUCAAGUACAUUGGAAAUCAACGCCAGAUAUGAUGCGGAGAUGUUGGAAGAAGCAUACAAAGCCUUCCAUCUCAGCGGAUCUGGGGGUCCGGUCAGUGACGAACACAUUAUCGGCUCAUUCACAGCUCAACUGGCAGAUUCACCAAGCCACGAACACCAACUCAGAGAUUAUCUCCGCAUCAUCGGAGUUCAUCGUGACAGUAAACGCAUCAUGGACACCGCAAUGAAUAUUAUUGACAGCUACGAGUCUGCGCUCGCCUUCCUAGAUGCCGAUCCCACCAUCGAAGACGAGCACAUACAAGCUUUGUUUGCCGUCAAGACAAAUGACAACAAGGCUUUAGAAGAGCAAGCCAUCCAAGCCGUUCGCGUAAUUGCCCAACACCGCAAAAGCCGGUUUCUGUCCAAGUGGAUCGAUUCAGGAUUUUCAAACGAUACUCACAACCAAAUGGAGCCUGCCGAAGGUUACCAAGCCCUCCAGAUCGAUAAUCGCGAGAUCGAUGAUGAGAUGAUCCUGUAUCAAUAUAAUAUAGCCGUCGAAGAAAAUCCUGGCAGUGUGGAAUACUACAACAGAGCGCUCGCCGCGAUCGCCAAAGGUCGGAACAGCUCAAUCUUAUUGGACCAUCUACACAGCAGGGCCCCUCAAGAACCGCAGGGCAAGCCAGAAGAACCUGUUGGACUGGAAAAUAUUGGGAACACCUGCUAUUUGAACAGCUUGUUGCAGUUCCUGUUUACGAUGAAUGAGGUGCGACAGUUGGUUCUCAACUUUGAUGAUUACAAGAUGCCCUUGGAUGAGAAGAGCAUGGAGCAAAAGCGCGUUGGCCAGCGAAAAGUGAGCGUCAAGGAGGUCCAAACUGCACAGAAAUUUGUCGCCAGCCUAGCGUCUCUGUUCCGUGGCAUGAUACAAACACCCCGUUCAUCCAUCAAGCCGGAGCAGGAGCUUGCGCGAUUGACUCUGGAGACCGAAAGUGUCAAAGAAAAGAUGCGACGAAGGUCCACCCUAAAGUCGAACGAGCGCCCCAGCUUAGGCUCGAUCGGUACGCUGCCUGUUUCGGUUUCUUCUCCUGUGAUUGACUCUGAAGCGAAUGGGAUCGCGGAAACGAUAAUUAUACAACCCAAACGCGACACGAAUGCCACCAACAUCGACCUACUACAGGAUGUUGACGCUUCGAAGUUGGAUGCGACGGAGGACACAAGUCCUGGCCAGCACAACGUUGAUGACCCCGCAACGAAUGACAGUGCCAGUGAUGUCACUCUGGUGUCCGCUUCUGACAGCGACGGGAAUGCGUUAGUGGAACGAAACGAACAUGUGUCAAUGUCAGACAACAAGGAGAACGUGUCACCGCCUAAGCCUACACCAAACACGGUAGCCCUAUCUCCUUGGACUGGGCAGCCUCUUACGACAGUAAUAUCGAGAGAUACCGAUGAGAAAGUGUCCAGCAUAAAUCCCGAAUUGUUGAAGUAUGCGCCACCUCCUGGGAAGCCACCGCCGGUACCUCCACGGAAACCCAUGCAGAAUACCACAACCACCUUGGAAGAGUAUGCGCGUCAACAAGAUGUCACUGAGGUCAUGAAUCACUGUAUCAUUCAGUUAUCUUAUGCCAUGCGACCUACCGGUUUCGACAAGUCGGGAGAGCAACGCGACGAAGUACAUGAUUUGUUCUUCGGGCAGCAGGUUGUCCACAGCAAACCGGAAAAAGAAGCACCAAUGGUCUUACCUUUUUUGAAUAUCAUCACGCGAGUGUUCCACCGACCUGCUGAUGUAUACGCUGCGAUCGACAAUGAGUUCGAUCUCCAAGACGCACAAGAUGGCGCAAAGGCGUAUUCGGCCAUCUCCAGUCUGCCGCCGGUUUUGAGCAUUGCCCUGGACCGGGUGUCUUGGAAUAACGAGACGAAACGUCAGGAGAAACUGAAUUAUCAUGUCGACAUCCCGGAAACCAUCUACAUGGAUAGAUACUUGGAAAGUUCACCUGGCUCUGAUUUGAUGCAAAGACGACAGCAGACGUGGGAGAUUAAGAAAGAAUUGGCAUUACUCGUCGCCCGGAGAGAUGAGCUUGAGGAAAAAUAUGGCAAAUCUACAGAUGUCCCUAGCCUUCUCGAAGACGCAAAAGCUAUCCUGGAGUAUCUGGCUGAAGUACCUGGAGAUCAGGUAUCAGGCGAACUGGAUGUGAAUGCAAACGCCAUCACUACUCUCAGUAUUUUGGCCGCAAAUGCUCGUUCUGAGCUCGAACAAAUUCGCUCUCGCAUAUCCCAACUCUCUCAACAAAUCAAAGAAUCCUUCGUUGACAUGCGCAAACACCCUUACCGCCUGCACGCAGCGUUCUUCCACCGCGGUUCCGCUGGUGGAGGCCACUACUGGGUAUACAUAUUCGACCACAAGAGAGAGGUGUGGCGGAAAUACAAUGACGAUCGGGUCUCUACCGUCACCAAUCUGAACGAGAUUUUUGGAAAUCCAUACGCACAAACCCAAGUCCAAGGUCAACAACAACCAGCCACCAGCAGUGGCCUGAAUCCGCCUCCGAAUCCGUAUCUUUUGAUCUAUCUGGACGCAGACCGGAUUGACGAGCUAGCGGAGACUGUCAAGCGAGAGAUUGCGUAUCCGCCACCCGACGGCCCUCCCCCACACUCGUAUCAAAGAGACAACCAGCCUCAAAGCCAGAUGACAGCCAUGCCACCCACCCAAAGAUUGGACAAUGGCGGAGACGUGACUAUGCUGGAGUAUGCCAAUGGUGGUGAGCAGGCCCAACCCUCACAACCAGAGCCUUCCGCCGCCGGCGACGCCUCCCUGCCAAAGGGCCCGAGCGUGCGGAAGGAAGGAAGUUGGGACAACAGCCAGCUGAUGAUGACGGACAGGAAGAUUGACUGGUAA
Fonsecaea nubica is the source of this 4071-nucleotide messenger RNA. RefSeq lists its product as hypothetical. Gene Ontology annotation, molecular function: cysteine-type deubiquitinase activity; proteasome binding. NCBI's taxonomy places the organism in Eukaryota, Fungi, Ascomycota, Eurotiomycetes, Chaetothyriales, Herpotrichiellaceae. Bases 1 to 4071 code for a protein of 1356 amino acids. Gene Ontology annotation, biological process: protein deubiquitination; regulation of proteasomal protein catabolic process; proteasome-mediated ubiquitin-dependent protein catabolic process. The record is from RefSeq and is a predicted model, not a curated record. The transcript is spliced from 9 exons.